AUCCUUCCCCCUCCACUUUUUCUUAAAGGGUCAAAUUUCAAACAAGCGUUCAUAUAACAGCAGUCAGCAUCUAGGAUUCUAGUUUCUAGAUAGUUCGCCGUUCUCUGAUUCACUCUCCUUCUUUAUCCUUCUUCAAAUACCUUUUCCGAACAGAAAUUCGUAGGAUCAAGCAAUAUGAGCCGACAUCCUACCCUAAAGUGGGCCCAGAGGGAUGAUUUGCUUUAUAUCACCAUUGAUCUACCCGAUGCUAAAGCUGUGAACCUCAAACUGGAGCCAGAAGGAAAGUUUUACUUCUCUGCAACAAGUGGAGCUGACAAUAUACCUUAUGAAAUUGACAUCAACCUUUAUGACAAUGUGAAUGUGGACGAGAGCAAGGCUAAUGUUGGGUCAAGAAAUAUUGUUUACAUUGUAAAGAAGGAAGAGAGUAAAUGGUGGAGCAGACUUUUGAAGCAAGAGGGAAGAACACCCACUUUCAUCAAAGUUGACUGGAAUAAAUGGGUGGAUGAAGAUGAACAGGAUGAGAAAGCUGGACCUGAUAUGGACUAUGAUGAUGUUAAUUUCUCGAGUCUAAAUUUGGGUGGUGGUGGAGAAGAAGAAGAAGAAGAAGAUUUUGAUGAUGAAGAUGAAGAUGAGAGUGACACAGUCACAGAAGAGGAAGAUACCCAAGAAGAAAAAGAGGAAGAAACUAUUAAUGCCAGCAGCCAAGUUGAAGCAAAAGCAAAAGCUUGAAUGAUUUGUGUUUGAAUCAUGAUGCUAUUUUGGGAUUAAAUGUUACAAGAGUUGCUUUGAAAGUGUUGUUGGAAAAGAAAAGGUAAUGAGGAAAAGGAGAGUGUUUUUUUUUCUUUUUCUUGUGUUUAUUAUUUUGGAUUAUUGUAGGACGGACUCUUUUUAUUUUAAAAAAAACUUGCAAGUUUAUGAAAAUAUAAAAUGUGGUAUAGGCGAUACUUGAUAGUGUAUAACCAUUUUUUUUCUUUAUUCUAUAGUAUAUGGUCA
Messenger RNA from Lactuca saligna, 993 nucleotides. Lineage: Eukaryota; Viridiplantae; Streptophyta; Magnoliopsida; Asterales; Asteraceae. The record is from the annotation of a GenBank genome assembly.